This is a messenger RNA of Umbelopsis ramanniana AG, 1785 nucleotides long. RefSeq lists its product as uncharacterized. The transcript has 3 exons. Gene Ontology annotation, molecular function: transmembrane transporter activity. Bases 385 to 1692 code for a protein of 435 amino acids. The record is from RefSeq and is a predicted model, not a curated record. Gene Ontology annotation, biological process: transmembrane transport. NCBI's taxonomy places the organism in Eukaryota, Fungi, Mucoromycota, Umbelopsidomycetes, Umbelopsidales, Umbelopsidaceae.
CGAACAUUCCACUUUGGCGGUGGAACUAAACUGUGCAUCUGCAUAGAGGGUGUACCUGUGUGAAAAUUAGCUUUGAUGACGAGCAUAUGGAAUAGAACGCAGUUCUCAACAAUACUCAGCUUGGACAAGAUAAAUUGCUCGAGAAUUGAGCGUGUGUAUUAUAGGAGACUUCUGAUCGUAUGACUAAGGCAUCGCUCAAGGUGGACUUCAUGGAAAAUGUGGAAGUCCGUUCGUUGUUUCAACUGACAUAUGGAAAAUCUGAUAAAGCGGAGCCUGACUAACUGUUGUGUUCCCGGGGCAUCUGUGGUCCCCUUUUUUGACCAUUCAAAUCACUGCCCUGCUUCUUUGCUUUACCCUUAGACAGAAUUGGUGCCGUGGUAGUAUAUGCGAAACUUCAUUCCACACUUCAAGAGAACAAGCGAAAAAGAUCACAUAGAUGGUCAACCUCGAAAGUUCCUGUGGGUGAUCCCACUUGCAGAGCAUACACAUCCUUUACAAUUUUUUGCCUUUAUAUUUGCCGUCUUCGUCACCAUGUCUAUCGUCGUCUACUUGAGUGCUUCACAAGCCUUUAUUCUCACAACUGUUCUUGUUCAAAGAGAUAAUAAUGGUGACAUUACCGGAUCACUUGCGCUCUAUGGCGAAAUCAUGGCUCUGGUUAUGGUCGCUGUCUGGGGCGUUGUGUCCGACCGUAUACAGAAACGAACAAUUUUCAGUAUAUCCAUAGUGCUAAUGGGCUUGGCCGUUUCACUUUAUCCGCAAGUAAAGAAUGUAUAUCCAGGACUCCUUUUGCUAAGACUGGUUUUCGCUGCCGGCUCAGCUGGAUGUACUACUAUGAUGACGGCCAUGAUGACCGACGUUGUUCACGGCAAAGGCGGCAUGGUAUCGGGGAUAAUAGGAGCAUGCUCUGGUCUCGGCGCCAUCUUCUCUUCCUUCGUUUUAUUUUCUGUUCCAGCAAAGCUCGGUAUUUCAAGGGGAUCUUCAGCACAAGGAAAGGAUCCACGCAUAUCUCUUGCAUUUGCCACCAGCUUCUUUGCCCGGGCUGACGAGAUCAUCUUGACGUCCUUCAUUUCCUUAUGGAUUAACCAGUAUUAUAUUGACAACGGUCAGUGCCAAGUCGGACAAUCAUGCUACUUGGCGCUGGGAGCAACCGGUACUAUCACAGGGAUUGGUCAGUCAGUGUCCCUUGCUUCUGCUCCCUUUUUUGGUCUGGCCAGCGAGUUUCUCACAAGGUCGUAUCCCAUUAUCGCAGCAGGCGUGAUUGGAGCGGCAGGAUGCUUUCCCUUUGCCUUUUCGUUUGACCCUACAACAAAUGCCAGUCUAGCAUUUGUCAUUCUUAUCGCUAUUGGAGAGUUAGGCAUGAUUAUUUCCGGGAUGGCCAUGCUGAAUGGACCGUAUGUUCCUCCAGAACUACGAGGAAGUAUUUCAGGAACCUACUCGUUUAUAGGCGCAUUUGGAAUUAUCAUUAUAUCAAAGGUUGGCGGUGUACUUUUUGACAAGUGGAUGAAAGGUGCUCCAUUCCUACUUCUCGGUAUAGGCCAUUGUCUUGUGUCAGUUUUCUCUGUUGUUGUAUUAUUGCUCAACAAAAGAUUGGAACGAAUGGAUCGCUUGAAAGAAGAGCAAUCGAUGACGCCUGUAGAAGAGGUUCGAAAUGAUCUCGAUAGUGAUGAUAAAAUUGUAUUCUCUAAAAUGUGAAAAUAAAACUGCUAUACGGCGUAGGCCACUCAAAGUAACUUUUGCCACGCUCAAGGCAAAUCAACGGUCAGAUCACCCGAUGGGUGAGAGGAG